GAGAAAAGGGGGUGUUGAAAAGAGAUUGGAUGGGAGAAAGAGAUAGAGGCUGAGAGGAAAAGUAAUAAGAAACCGAGUUACACACAUAGAACAGGCGAGGAGAGGGUUAGAGACGCUGGGGAGUUGGACUGUGCAGCAGAGAGGAAGAGGGGAGGGGAAAGUUGGACACAGACAAUCCUCGAGCAACUUUUCUCUUUUCUUUCUCUGUGGAGGGAGACUCAAGAAAAAGAGAAAGAGCAGGAGGACAAAACCCACAUUGGAAUACUUUGGGAAAAAAUUCUUCUCAGCUUUCUGUAUUUUAAGGGAUUAAUAUAAUCACAUGUUUGUGGAUUGAAGACAGUUGAAGCUGGUGGCGAGGUGAGGUGAAGUUGUCUUGUUAGUGGAGUGAAACCAUGUGGCUUCUCUCCUCCUCUCUGACUCUGCUGGCCCUCAGCACUGCAUCAUGUGACACAGUGACGUCAGACCAAGGUGUACAAUGCCCACCCUUGCAUGUGGAUGGUUGGAAGUUUCCUCACAUGGCACAGCAGAAUAUCACAGGUUUUAAUCUGGUCAGGCAAUUCUUGCUAUUCAAGAGCACAGAUGUCAAGAAAAUCCGCAACCCUCGAGGUCCUGUCAUUCUCCGCCUGGGCAAGACGACACUCUUGCGACCAACCGAUCAGGUGUUCCCUCAUGGCUUACCUGAUGAGUUUACCCUGAUCUUCACCCUGGCUUUGAAGAAGGCUGCCCUGAGGGACACCAUCUACCUCUUUCAGAUAUCUGAUCAGCAGGGAUAUCCACAGCUCUCAGUGGAACUCAGUGGUCCAGACGGCACCCUUUCCCUUCGAGCCAGAGGGGUGGACCCCACGGCCGAACCAGUGAGCUGCAUUUUCUCCGGGGAGGGAGUGAAGGCCCUGAUGGACUUCCGCUGGCACAAGCUGGCCCUGAGCGUGCAACAAGGUGCGGCCUCCCUUCAUGUGGACUGCAGCUCCAUUGAGACAAAGCCUCUUGAGCCCCGAGGGGUUCUAGCAACCAAUGGACACACACUGCUGGCAGUUCAGGCUUCAGAUGCUGGGCCAGUGCUGAUGGAUAUUCAGCAGGUGAUGGUGUAUUGUGACCCUUUGCUCGCCAUUGAAGAGGCCUGCUGUGAGAUACCUGGUGCCCGGUGCCCUCCUGAUGUUUCCAAGAGCCGUCGUGCUGCAGAAAAUGACCUGCUUGACAACACAUUUAACCAGAAUGUGUUUGCAUCCAAGGGUCUUGCAGAAAAAUGUGCUGGUUGUUUACUCCUGAGUAGGGAAGAAAAUGUAGUAAACCUCGGUGGAAUUGCUGGAUUGAAAGGAGAAAAAGGGGAACGGGGUGAUGACUGUGCUGGCUCCCUUACAGGUCCAUGCACAGAAGGACCCAAAGGCCAAAAGGGAGACAAAGGCGAACCGGCCAUGGCUCCCAACUGGGAUGCUGCAGCUGGGUACAAGGGGGAAAAAGGUCAGAAGGGAGAAAUCGGUCUGCAGGGUCUGACAGGCAAACCAGGGAGAGAUGGUCAAGCUGGGUCCGUCUGUGUAGUUGGCCCUAAGGGACAGAAGGGUACACCUGGUGUGGUGGGUCCUGAAGGGUUGGCUGGGGAGCCAGGGAAGCCCGGACUUCCAGGUCUGCCGAGUGCUGGAAUGCCAGGUCCUCCAGGUCCCCCUGGUGAAACAGGUGGUGCAAAGGGAGAAAAGGGAGAAACUGGACCUUCAGGAAAUGACGGGCUGCCAGGAGAUCCAGGACCAAGAGGACCAGCAGGGGCUAAAGGAGAGAAGGGUGAUCCUUGCGAAGUGUGUCCAGUCCUAUCAACAGAUAUUGGCAACACAGUGGCUUUGCAAGGGAAGCCUGGCACUAAAGGAGAGCCUGGAUUACCAGGACGAGGAGAAAGAGGACAUCCUGGACCUCAAGGUACAGAUGGAAAAGCUGGACAGAAGGGAGAACCAGGAUCAGAUGGCACCAAAGGAGAAAAGGGAGAGUCAUGUUCUGUGUGCCCCACGCUUGGAGACCUAACUCCUAACCUUGGCCCCAAUGUCCUGGCCCAAACCAUGCAGCAGAAGGGUGAGAAAGGAGAGCCUGGGACUGGUCAGAAAGGAGAGCAAGGGGACCCAGGAAAUGUAGAUUCACCUGGCCUUAAAGGAGAGCAGGGGAGUGCAGGCAGCACAGGAGCUGAUGGUAAGCCGGGCAAAUCUGGACCAAGGGGACCCAGUGGCAAGGACGGACAGAAAGGUGCAAAGGGAGAACAAGGACCAUCUGGUGAAAGUAUCCCUGGCCAAAAGGGUGAAAAGGGCGAGUGUGGUGUGUGCCAACCAUCAGAGGCUGGAAGCAAAUCCACCGACUUUACAGUGCUUAAGGGAACAAAAGGUGAACCUGGCCCCCCAGGUCCACCUGGACCCACAGGUCUUGGGGCUGAUGGCAAACAGGGGCCACCAGGUCUGGCUGGUGCUAAAGGAGAAAAGGGUGAACAAGGGGACCAAGGAGACAAAGGACUGAAUGGGGCUCCUGGAGUGCCAGGUUUGCCUGGAGAGCCUGGUCAGGAUGGAUUAAGAGGCUUAAAGGGAGAAAAGGGGGAUGCUUGCACCAGCUGCGCUCUCAGCACUGCGGUCGGUAAUGAUGGUAUAGCUAUGCCUGGCCCCAAAGGAGACAAGGGAGAUCCUGGGCCCCCGGGAGCAGGAAAGUCUGGCAAAAAUGGAAAACCAGGUUUACCAGGUGUACAGGGCCCCCCCGGUCCCAAAGGAAGUAAGGGAGAAGCUGGAGCUGCAGGAGUUGGCCUUCCUGGACCACAGGGUGAUCAGGGACUGAGGGGACUUCCAGGAAUUGCAGGACUUACUGGUGUCAAAGGACCGCCUGGCCCUGUUGGCCCUACAGGGGAAAAGGGCUCCAAAGGUGACAUGGGGCUUCCUGGGCCACAGGGGCCAAUCGGUUUUGGAGCAGCUGGGCCUCCAGGAAGAGAUGGAGUCACUGGUCCUGCAGGACCAACAGGACCUGAUGGCAGACCUGGACUUGAUGGAGCUAAGGGGGACAAAGGUGAACCAGGGAGAUGCAACUGCAAUAUGCCAGUGUCUCCGAUUGGAGGUGGACCUGGAGCUCCAGGAACUCCACUAAACAUGUGGCCGGGGCCUCAGGGCCCCCCAGGACCUCCUGGCCCUCCUGGCCCCCCUGGGCCCCAGGGUCUACAAGGACCCCAGGGUAUCCCUGGAAAUGACGGGAAACCGGGUUUGCCUGGACGCACCAUCCCCACUGGACCACACCUACUGCCUCAAGAUGAGAAUAGAGACGAGGGCUGUGAAGAGGGCUGUUCCCAAGGGUUGCCAGGGGUGCCAGGCAUGGGUGGUGCCAAGGGUGAUAAAGGAGACCAGGGCAAGCCUGGUGUAGCCCUCUCGGACAGCUGUGACAGGUGUUUGGAGAGACUUCAGAGGGAACAGUCAACGCAAGCACUGGGUGAUCGAUCAUGUAUAGGAACACCUGGAGUUCCUGGAACACCUGGAUCACCAGGAAUCAAAGGAGACCCUGGUACACCUGGAGAAAGAGGGACGCCUGGAAUACCAGGAAGCAUGGGACCUCCUGGUUUCCCAGGUCCUCAGGGAUCUUCUGGUUUAUCGGGUCAGCAGGGGGAGCGAGGGUCAUCCGGCCUGCCAGGAAUGAAGGGCGAGCAGGGCCCUCCAGGGACACCUGGCUAUCCGGGAGCCAUGGGCCCACCUGGACUGCCUGGACUGAAAGGGGAUCGAGGAAGUCCAGGAAGCAGUGGACAGAAAGGAGAAUCAGGUCCUCCCGGUAACCCUGGGUAUCAAGGACAAGCUGGCUCACCGGGUGUUAAAGGAGAAAAGGGACCAGCAGGGCCUGUUGGGCCCAAAGGCGAACAGGGUUUCCAAGGACAGCCAGGUUUUUCAGGACCACCAGGCUCCCCAGGUCCUGCUGGCAAGCCUGGAAGAGAAGGCCUUCCAGGGCUCAAAGGAGAAAAAGGUAAUGAUGGUGCACAAGGCUCCCAAGGACCGGUUGGACCCCUUGGCUCACCCGGCUCCCCGGGGUUGAUGGGCCCCCCCGGUAUUGAGGGAAUUGAUGGAAAAGAUGGAAAACCAGGGAUGCGGGGAGAGCCAGGCCCUCCAGGCCAAGCAGGACUUCGAGGGAUCCCGGGAUUCAAAGGGAAAACUGGCCAUGUUGGCUUUCCCGGACAGAAGGGAGACGUUGGACCUACGGGUCCACCAGGACCACCUGGCAGACAAGGACAUGAUGGUGAUCCUGGAACCCCAGGAGCUCUGGGAAGACCUGGACCUCCUGGCCAUGUUGGUCCCACAGGACCAGCAGGACCUCCAGGGCCUUCUGGUCCUGCAGGAGUGGGUAUACAAGGAGAUAAGGGUCAACAUGGAGAGCGAGGCCUCCCAGGGAUGGGUGGACCUCCAGGACCACCUGGGCAUCCAGGACCCUUGGGAGAGCCAGGCAGUGAUGGAGCUGCUGGCAAAGAUGGAGCACCAGGUUUACCAGGGGACAAUGGGCAGCCAGGUCAAAAGGGUGAGCCAGGGUCCCCUGGCCAGAGGGGUCCAGCUGGAGAAAGAGGUAGACCAGGCCCACCGGGUGGUGGAGGAUAUCUUGGUAAGGACGCACAACCCAUAAUGGGACCAGUCGGGCCUAGAGGGGAAAGAGGAAACCCGGGCUCAGAUGGCCCACCCGGGCUCCCUGGACCUCCAGGGUCACCAGGAAAUGAUGCUGUCGUCAAUUAUGAUGAUAUCAAGAACUUCAUUCGCCAGCAGGUCAUCAAGAUCUUUGAUGAGAGAAUGGGCUACUACAUGUCCCGCAUGCAGAUGCCUGUAGAGAUGGUGGCAUCUCCAGGUCGACCUGGACCCCCUGGGAAAGAUGGUGCCCCUGGUAAUCCUGGAGCCCCAGGUGCUCCGGGACUCCCUGGACAGAUCGGUAGAGAAGGACGACCAGGAGGGCAAGGACCCCCAGGACUACGAGGACCACAGGGACCAAAAGGUGACAAGGGAAUUGGAGAGAUGGGAGAUAUAGGACCUCCUGGAGCACCAGGUGUUCCUGGCCCCCCUGGCUAUGGAAAAAUGGGACCACCUGGUCCUGUUGGCCAACAGGGUGUCCCUGGAGUCUCAGGCCCUCCCGGAACACCUGGAACAAAGGGCACAGAGGGCCGGUGUAAUCCUGUGGACUGCAUGAACCAUCAAGCAGACUACAGCCCCAAGGGACCACCUAUCAAAGGCCCCUGGUAGAGAAGCUAGAGACUACAGAAUGUGGAGGAGCAAAAAAGCCAAAGAUGAUUACCCAAAGUUAUAAAAUGUAACCACAAGAUGGAAAACAAGAGCUACCUUUAUUGUUGUUGAAUAGACCAAUUUACCCACAUAGAGUAAUGGAAGAGACCUGAGUAAAAACCCACAAAUUCUUUGUAAGGGUCCCGCUGGAACUGAGGCCUGCAAAGAUACACCAGCAGCUAUUUUUAUUGCAUCAUUCUUUCCACUUCAUAGCUGUAUUACUGCUUUGUAUUUUGUUCUAGCCUCUGUUUUACUUGUAUUUCAUUCUGUUUGUUCUUUUGAAAACAACCCAAGAGAGGUAACAAUAAUGAUCAUCUUUCUUUUCUUGUCCUUGAUUCAUUCUGGCCUCUGCCUUUUGUCUUUAAUUCUUUUUUUAUAGAUUUCUUUGUUGUUGUUCUUUAUUGGUCAUUUUCUUUGACUAAGUCUGUUGCAUGACACAGUUGUUGUAAUGCAUUGGCUGCGUUUCUCAUGUCUUUAUACUUUCCUCCUAUUCUGAGCACAUCCCAUACAUUUCUAAUGUUCUGUCACGGUGGUUGAGAUGUGAUUUAUAUUUGAAUUGGACGUGUAAGAGAAUAUCCCCAGAAAUGUAUUUCAGCUCUGUUGAAUCAGAUGUCCCAUUGCAUUCAUUUACUUUUUGAUAGAUUGAGUGUUUGUAUAUAUUUAUAUGUGUAAAUAUAUAUAUUUGGCUUUUUAUAAUUCUCAAAGGUUUUUGUUAUUGGGCAAACUAUUGGUUAUAGUUCUUUUUAUUGUCAGUGAUUAUUUUGCAACAAAUGACCAAAUGAUUUUUUUUUUCCUAAGGUCUUGAAGCUUUUAAAAUAGAAUAAUGUGUUCAGUAAAAGACGGAUUAUUUAUAAAAGAAAUUUGCAUCGACACAGAAAGCAUUUUGCUUUUGUGAAUGUAUUGCUAAAGUUCAUUUAGUGUCCUUUUGACUCCAAUAUUUCUGAGAAUGCAGCCAUUUUAAAGUGCCUUGUCUCAUUUUAAUUCCAAAGUAGCCUUAAUAGCCAUCUGUCUGCUUCAUUUGGCACCACUCUAUGUAAGAAUAAGAUGGAAAUAUGAGCAACAGUCAAGCCCAUUCACUGUAGGUACUGUAAUGACGCACAGCCACUCAUCACAGCCAACCAACCUCCACAGUUACCUAGGAGAAAAGAAAAUGCAUCACUAACAGCUUUUUAGUCUAACAUUUCACUGUAUUUGGGUGGUUCAUCUGUUAUUUUAAUCAUUUUUUAUAUCUGUGGAAUUUGUAAUAAUUUUCAUGUUCAUUACUGUCAUUUUUGAAAGUUUGAACUAUGAGCUGUGGUCUGACCUUUUGUUGCUCCAAAGCAAACCCCUGGGAAAUAUUUAACUGAAUUAAAAUGCUUUUC
Molecule: messenger RNA, 6610 nt
Organism: Melanotaenia boesemani (Boeseman's rainbowfish)
Lineage: Eukaryota; Metazoa; Chordata; Actinopteri; Atheriniformes; Melanotaeniidae
Gene: col16a1
Product: collagen, type XVI, alpha 1
Exons: 71
Coding region: 393-5210 (1605 amino acids)
Source: RefSeq, a predicted model, not a curated record